Messenger RNA from Acomys russatus (golden spiny mouse), 2311 nucleotides. It is a transcript of the gene Ptgs1, whose product is annotated as prostaglandin-endoperoxide synthase 1. NCBI's taxonomy places the organism in Eukaryota, Metazoa, Chordata, Mammalia, Rodentia, Muridae. Gene Ontology annotation, molecular function: peroxidase activity; heme binding; prostaglandin-endoperoxide synthase activity. Gene Ontology annotation, cellular component: neuron projection; cytoplasm. Gene Ontology annotation, biological process: cyclooxygenase pathway; response to oxidative stress. The record is from RefSeq and is a predicted model, not a curated record. The transcript is spliced from 11 exons. The coding region runs from base 262 to 2070 and encodes 602 amino acids.
UCUGAGACUUUAAAAAGCUCGUUCGCUUCAAGGAUCUUGAGUGGAGGCUUAACGGCCCCCAUGCAGUAAUUAAUAAAACGCUUGGCCAAGGCUGGAGCGGAAGAAGUCUGCAGGCGGUCGGGUGUCGAGGUGACAACUAGAGGGAGGAGUGGGGGUGGAGCCGUGGGAGGGGACCCGUCCUUGCUGGGGCAGUGCUGGAGUUGCACCCGAGGAGGCCAGGAGCCGGCUGUUGGCUGUUCACGUCCAUCAUCCCUCAGAGCCAUGAGCCGAAGGAGUCUCUCGCUCCAGUUCCCGCUGCUGCUGCUCUUGCUGCUGCCACCGCAGCCCCCGGUUCUGCUCGCCGAUCCUGGGGUGCCCUCACAGGUCAACCCCUGUUGUUACUACCCGUGUCAGAACCAAGGUGUCUGUGUCCGCUUCGGCCUCGACCACUACCAGUGUGACUGUACUCGCACGGGCUACUCGGGCCCCAACUGUACCAUCCCUGAGAUCUGGACGUGGCUGCGCAGUUCCCUGCGGCCCAGCCCCUCGUUCACCCAUUUCCUGCUGACACACGGCCAGUGGUUCUGGAAGUUUGUGAAUUCCACCUUCAUCCGAGAAGUACUCAUGCGCCUGGUGCUCACAGUACGGUCCAACCUUAUCCCCAGCCCUCCAACCUACAACCUCGCACAUGACUACAUCAGCUGGGAGUCCUUCUCCAAUGUCAGCUACUAUACUCGUGUUCUGCCCUCCGUACCCAAAGACUGCCCCACACCCAUGGGGACCAAAGGGAAGAAACAGUUGCCAGAUGUUCAGCUUCUGGCCCAGCGACUGCUGCUGAGAAGGAAGUUCAUUCCUGCCCCCCAGGGGACCAACAUGAUGUUUGCCUUCUUCGCACAACACUUCACCCACCAGUUCUUCAAGACCUCUGGGAAGAUGGGUCCUGGCUUCACCAAGGCCUUGGGCCAUGGGGUAGACCUUGGCCACAUUUAUGGAGAUAAUCUGGAACGUCAGUAUCACCUGCGGCUCUUCAAGGACGGGAAACUCAAGUACCAGGUGCUGGAUGGAGAAGUGUACCCACCUUCCGUGGAGCAGGCGCCCGUGUUGAUGCGCUACCCACCGGGUGUCCCGCCCACAAAGCAAAUGGUCGUGGGCCAGGAGGUGUUCGGGUUGCUCCCGGGACUGAUGCUUAUCUCCACGAUCUGGCUGCGGGAGCACAACCGAGUGUGCGACCUGUUGAAGGAGGAGCACCCCACUUGGGAUGAUGAGCAGCUCUUCCAGACCACUCGCCUCAUCCUUAUAGGAGAAACCAUCAAAAUAGUCAUUGAGGAAUAUGUGCAGCACUUGAGUGGCUAUUUCCUGCAGCUCAAGUUUGACCCGGAGCUGCUCUUCCGAGCCCAGUUCCAGUACCGCAAUCGCAUCGCCAUUGAGUUCAACCAUCUGUAUCACUGGCACCCACUCAUGCCCGACUCCUUCAAAGUGGGCUCACAGGAGUAUAGCUAUGAGCAGUUUUUGUUUAACACCUCCAUGCUGGUGGACUAUGGUGUUGAGGCACUGGUGGACGCCUUCUCUCGUCAGAGGGCUGGCCGGAUUGGCGGGGGUAGGAACUUUGACCACCACGUUCUGCACGUGGCCGUGGAUAUCAUCAAAGAGUCCCGAGAGAUGCGCCUGCAGCCCUUUAAUGAAUACCGAAAACGAUUUGGCAUGAAGCCUUACAGCUCUUUCCAGGAGCUCACAGGAGAGAACGAGAUGGCUGCUGAGUUGGAGGAGCUGUAUGGUGACAUCGAUGCUGUGGAGUUCUACCCUGGGCUGCUCCUAGAAAAGUGCCAGCCCAAUUCCAUCUUUGGGGAAAGCAUGAUAGAGAUUGGGGCUCCCUUUUCCCUCAAGGGCCUUCUAGGGAACCCCAUCUGUUCCCCAGAGUACUGGAAGCCCAGCACAUUCGGUGGUGACAUGGGCUUCAACCUUGUCAAUACUGCCUCACUGAAGAAGCUGAUCUGCCUCAACACCAAGACCUGCCCCUAUGUUUCCUUCCGUGUGCCACAUUACCCUGGAGAUGAUGGGUCUGUUUUAGAGAGACCAUCCUCUGAGCUCUGAGGGUGCAGGGAAGCAGCCUUCUGGAGGGAGGAGCUUUGCUCCUGAGGUAGACAAGAUGGUCUUCGAUGCUGGCUUCCUGGCUUGGCAUUGUGGGAGUUGCCACUGACAUUUAUAACUUUGGACCUCAUCUUUGUCUAGAAUCUUGUGGGUUUGCCAUUCAAGGACGCUGAAUUCUCUUUUAACUCAGAAAGUUAGGAGUGAUUUUAUUUGGCUUGGCUCCUCAUUGGCAACACAGAAGGUC